Molecule: messenger RNA, 790 nt
Organism: Rhagoletis pomonella (apple maggot)
Lineage: Eukaryota; Metazoa; Arthropoda; Insecta; Diptera; Tephritidae
Exons: 1
Coding region: 203-736 (177 amino acids)
Source: RefSeq, a predicted model, not a curated record
GGCCGCUUAUAAAAGAUGUGUCUACGUGGAAAAAAGUAAGGCAUUUUAGUCCAUACACUUCACACCUUUAGUUCACACAAUCUUGAAGCAGAAAUAUUUCAACUAAAGGUGGGCAGGGUAGUAUGUACAAGUUCACAAAGUUUUUAAACACUCUAAAUAUUUUAGGUGUGGUGUGAUUGGAAGUGCUGUCAAACGCAAGCUCAUGGAAAAUAAAAGGGAGCAGACAGCUAUGGGGGGCGGAAGACAUCGGCAGCAUAGUUUUACAGAUUUGGAGGAGGGAGUGAUAAAUCUAGCAGAGUUAGAAGUCUGCACCUCAGGCUGCAAAAACACAGUUAGUGUCGGACUACCUGAAGAUCCUCAGGAAAAAGGCCCCGAAACCGAUGCUGAUGUGUCCAUGGUGUCGGAAGCUUGUGGUUCAUCACUGCCACGACGUACUUCCACUCCACAAAAACGAACGGACUCGGAAACAUUAAGCGUACUGAGAGAGCAAGUACAGAUGCAAAAUGAAUUUUAUGGAGAAAGCAAAGAGCAUUUUAAACGUCAGGAAGAGAAGUUGGAGGAUAUUGCAUCAAGUGUCCGCCGAUUGUGUCGACUAACAGAUAAGACGUACGAACUAAAAAAGUCUGAACUUGCUGAAAUGCGACGACAUAACCUUGCGUAUUCAAUCUUGGUUGCUGAAAAAAAUAAAGCAAGAAAUGUUAGAAAUAGAGCUAAGAAAAUUAGAUUUGUUAGAUAAAAAUAAAAAAACUAAGUGUGAAUAAAAUAACUAAAUAAAGAAAUAAAAUGAAUU